This is a messenger RNA of Alligator sinensis (Chinese alligator), 1277 nucleotides long. RefSeq names its product SUB1 homolog, transcriptional regulator (gene SUB1). Lineage: Eukaryota; Metazoa; Chordata; Crocodylia; Alligatoridae. The record is from RefSeq and is a predicted model, not a curated record. The coding region runs from base 101 to 481 and encodes 126 amino acids. Gene Ontology annotation, biological process: positive regulation of transcription initiation by RNA polymerase II. Gene Ontology annotation, cellular component: transcription regulator complex; nucleus. The transcript has 5 exons. Gene Ontology annotation, molecular function: transcription coactivator activity; DNA binding.
GUGCGAGGCGGUGCGCAGGCGGGGCCCGGCCGGAGACGUCAUUUCCGCUUGUGUCGCGGUGCGGAGCGGAGCUGUGCGUGGAGCGGGACGGGACGGGACAAUGCCUAAAUCAAAGGAACUUGUGUCUUCAAGCUCAUCUGCAAGUGAUUCAGAUAGUGAAGUUGACAAAAAGGCGAAGAGGAAAAAGCAAGCAGCUCCAGAAAAACCUGUAAAGAAACAAAAGACUGGCGAAAGUUCUAAAGGCGCAGCUUCCUCUAAGCAAAGCAGUAACAGAGAUGAGAAUAUGUUUCAGAUUGGCAAAAUGAGGUAUGUGAGCGUUCGUGACUUUAAAGGGAAAGUCCUAAUUGAUAUUAGGGAAUACUGGAUGGAUCAAGAAGGUGAAAUGAAACCUGGUAGAAAAGGUAUUUCUUUAAAUCCAGAACAGUGGAACCAGCUGAAGGAACAGAUUUCUGAUAUUGAUGAUGCAGUAAGAAAACUGUAAAGAAAGAGCCAUACAGAAACCUUUAUUGUUUUAGUUGUUUUUAGCAGUCUUUUUACAUUGGCUUUUGUUUUCUAAAAUAUUUGUUUUCCAAGCUAUUGUAUAUUUGGAUUGCAAAACAGUUUGUAAGAUGAAUACUUUUUUUAUGUGCAUUAAAAGUGUAUUCUGAGUGAGGCUAUUUGUGUAUACUUUAUUGAAAAGAAAUGUGUUGCUUUCACCUCUUGGUGUAAAAUAAAAACAAAUCAAGUGAUACCAUGUAAAACUUGGCUCUUUGUGGCCUUUUUAAUUGAAAAUGCUGUAUAAGGCCAACUAACAGUUUUUAGUAUCCUUUCAUUUUACUUUCAGUUCAUUUUAACAGUAUGAACGAGCUUUAUGAACAGACCUUUAAAAUGUUUUCUUUAUAAUUUUUACUUUGUCCUUCAUCCUCUCACCCCCAAAAAGUUAUGAUUUAUUUGAAUUAAGGUUCUCAAUGGAAACAUUGACUAGUUAAAGUACAAUUUAAAUACUGUAUUUGAUAAUUGUCCACAUUAUGUAUUUGGAUGUAAAUAUACCCAGUAUAUAGACUUUCUGCAUUACUUGCAUGAAGUAUUGCACUACAUGCAUAUACAAUUUCUGUACAGUAACACUUGAAUACCAGCUACAUUAUUUCUCCCAUUUUUAUAGCUUGCUUGACGUACUAUAUUUAGCCUUUAUUUGUGGACAUGAGGUGUUAGUAUGGUAUAUAUGUAAUCUUAAGUAAUACCUCAGAAUAGGUAUUUACCUCAGAAUAGGUUUUAAUGAGAUUGUAUUAAAAAAAAAA